Messenger RNA from Myotis myotis, 1326 nucleotides. It is a transcript of the gene PPA2, whose product is annotated as inorganic pyrophosphatase 2. The record is from RefSeq and is a predicted model, not a curated record. Bases 35 to 1162 code for a protein of 375 amino acids. Lineage: Eukaryota; Metazoa; Chordata; Mammalia; Chiroptera; Vespertilionidae. Gene Ontology annotation, cellular component: cytoplasm. Gene Ontology annotation, molecular function: inorganic diphosphate phosphatase activity; magnesium ion binding. Gene Ontology annotation, biological process: phosphate-containing compound metabolic process. The transcript has 13 exons.
CCCGCGCGCCAGGAGCCGGACCGCUGCUGACGCCAUGCGGGCUCUGCUGCCGCUGCUGCGCUCGGCUUGGGGCGGUCGCACGGGCGCCCUCGUCGUCCGCCUGCGGGAGGGAGCGGCCGCUGGGCCCGGGCCGCGCCGCGCCAUGGCCUCGUACCGCACGGAGGAGCGCGGCCAGCCCCACUCGCCCGGUUACCGCCUCUUCUUCAAGAAUGAAGCUGGUCACUAUAUUUCCCCCUUUCAUGAUAUUCCUCUGAAGGUGGAAUCUAAAGAGGAAAAUGGCAUUCCUACAAAGAGAGCACGGAAUGAUGAAUCUGAGGUAUACCUAAAGAAUUUGUUUAAUAUGGUUGUUGAAGUACCUCGGUGGACAAAUGCUAAAAUGGAGAUUGCCACACAGGAGCCAUUGAAUCCCAUUAAACAAGACGUAAAGGAUGGCAAGCUACGUUAUGUGGCGAAUAUUUUUCCUCAUAAGGGUUAUAUAUGGAAUUAUGGUGCCCUCCCUCAGACUUGGGAAGAUCCCCACAGAAACGAUAAGAGCACAGACUGCUGUGGAGAUAAUGAUCCUAUUGAUGUCUGUGAAAUAGGCUCAAAGGUUCUUUCUCGUGGAGAGGUUAUUUGUGUGAAGAUUCUUGGGAUUUUGGCUCUUAUCGAUCAGGGUGAAACAGAUUGGAAAUUAAUUGCUAUCAAUGUGAACGAUCCAGAAGCCUCAAAGUUUCAUGAUAUUGAUGAUGUUCGGAAGUACAAACCAGGUUAUUUGGAAGCUACACUUAAUUGGUUUAGAUUUUAUAAGGUGCCAGAGGGAAAACCAGAAAACCAUUUUGCUUUUAAUGGAGAAUUCAAAAACAAGGCUUUUGCUCUUGAAGUUAUUAAAUCUACACAUGAAUGUUGGAAAGCGUUGCUUAUGAAACAGUGUGAUGGAGGGGCUAUAAGUUGCACAAAUGUGCAGAUAUGCGAUAGUCCUUAUCAUUGUGCUCAAGAGAAAGCAAGAUCAUUAGUUGAAUCGGUAUCAUCUUCAAUAAGUAAAGAAAGUCAAGAAGAAGGUCGAUGCUCCACCACUAAGCCAUAUGGACUGGGCCAUGCUAAGCUUCUUGAUUGUUUUUACCUGCCUGAACACUUCCAAAAGAGCAAGUGUGGCACUUCCUUGGCAAGUGAUGGGAACAUUUGAAGUUCUGCCAUCAAGAUUCCAGUCUCUGAGGACUUCCAGACUGUCUCCCUCAAGUGCUGGAGAUAGGCAGACCGAUGAGAAUUUGCUAACUUUCUGUUGAAACUCUUUUUUCCCCCAAACUUUCUGGGAUAUGCACUAUGUAAAUAAACACUGGUUUUGAAUUA